AUGAGGCGUACUGCUUGCUGGUGCCGUCAGUUGCUUGGGGCUGUUGUCCGGCGCCGCUGCGGCCGCCACAUUCAUCUUCCCGCGGAGGGCACUCCACCUGGCGGGCGGCAAGCGGCAGACAAGAGGCCGUCUGCGCCUUCAGAGGCAACGCCAGGGCUGACAUUGAACGCCCUCUCAACGGCUGUUCGCCGGCUGCUUGAGGGCUCGCCACGGCGGUGGUGGGAGACGCCUGGGCUUGUGGACACGCUCCUGACAAUUCUGCUCCAGCACCAACGCGACAUCCAGGGCGGGGGCAGUGCGGCGCUGCACCCCUUGCUGGGCGCGGAAGUCGUCAAGGGGCUGGGCUUCGCCGUGUGGACGGAAGCCACAUGUGCCGGCGGCGGUUGGGCCAGGCGUAGCGGUCUCUCCAAGGAGGAUCUUGCGAAGGCGGCGAACGGUGUGCUGCGUCCGCUGGUUCCUCUCGUCGUGCGACACCCAAAGGUGCGACCGCUGCUUCCUGUGCUUUUGGAAUGGCUGGUGUGCAUUUCUGACAUCCCCCUCAGCGACUGGCUUCCGCAGCUCUCUCUCUACCUGGACGAUUCUGCCGCCUUGAACACGGAUGGUGUACGUGUUGGUAGGCCUCCGCCAGGUUUUUUGUUGCAGCACAUGGCUCCUGCCUUACGACGUCGCACGGUGGAUUCAUCGCAGGCGGUGUCUCUGGAGCUGCAUCGUGUGCUAGACAGGAUGCUUCACUUGCUUGUUGCAGGGGAUGGUGGUGCCGUGCCCCUAGAGCAGGCGCCAAUUGGUGCUUCUAGUUCGGUGUCAGCGGGCAAAGAUUUGGUUGACUGCUUGUUUUGGCAGGGUGAGACUCCAUUGAUACUGCGAAGCGACAUUGUUCGCGAGUCCUAUGCGCGCUUCUGCCAAUCACCACGGCGUGAUGCGAGUGAGACUUAUCGACGUGAAAUGUGUGUGGGGAGAGACUCUCAGCCCCUCUUGACGCUCCCUGUUGUGGAUGACGAUGUGUUCCGGCGUGUACUUCUGCGCCUCUUGCCGCCUGCUUUGUGCGGUGCAGUGUCUGGGGCUGCGGAAGACGCUGCCACUCCCGUGUUUCUAGUCAAACCUUUGCUGAAGCUGGAUCGCCCGUCGACCCUUCUUCGCCUCAUUGCGCCGUUAUCGGAGUUUGUGUCAGUCGUCUUGGACGGCGUUGUUUUGUCGCCCCUGAGACUUUCUUUUGACGGCCUCGCGGCGGUGAUUUAUGGCGCGAUUGGAGAGUUGCAGCGACUGCAACGGCGGACGCCGCCGCCCCGCUUUCCCCUGUUGCCGCACAAACCGCGGAUUCACGUCCUGAAGGCGCUCUGUGAUCGGUUACUUCGCGAUGUGGAGGAGAAGCUGAAAGUGGCUGGGGCCGCUGUGACGUUCCCAGGGGUGCCGUUGCAGGAGCAGGCGCACACUCUUGGCUCCCUUGCGCAGGCCGCGCGCCGCCUUGUGCGGGCGGUGCAGGCGGAGAAGACAUCGAGCCUCCUCGAGGAGGGACCGGAGGGCUCCGCCCUUCAGGCGGGUGGGGCUGUCGCGAAGCACAAUGAUGUGACCGCCAUCCUGCGCAAUACUGCCUUCCGCGUUCUGGAAUCAUCUCUUUUGCGGUACUACGACGCGCUUGGCAAGUGGUCCUCGUCAGCUGUUGGAGCUGUUGGCGGCAGCAGCGACCACGUGGCAGAUGCUUUGAGCGAGAUUGAACACCACGCGGGCGGCCGCGCGACGUUUUUCACGGCGCGUCAUCUUCUGCAGCAUCCCUUUCGUCAUGACGUUACAGCCGUCACGGAGGCCUUGCGGAUUGUGGCGAUACAGGCCUUAGUCUUGCGUUCACCGCUGUGCAUGGAUUGGCUGCGGGAAAACUAUGCCACAACUGUUGCUGCUGCUUUCUUUGGCACAUGGCAUCAGCGGAUAGGAAGCUCACCCAUGAUGAAUAUGAGGGACUCGAGUAGCGCGGAGGAAGGAUCAUGCUGCUCUGCAUUAAUGGAGGCAGAGUGUCUUGUCUCAUGGAGGUUGCUUUGGACCAUGCUGCUGCUUCACCAAAGCAGCUGCUCAUGUGGUGCGGCAGUGCGGACUCACUCUGGGAUAUGCGUCGGUUCCGCCUCGACCUGUGGCGUGUUUCGCUCGCUCUUAGAUUUACUUACUGUGCAUUGCUCCUGCGCAGAGUUUACGAGCUUUGCUUUCUCCCUUCCCUUUCACGAGGUGGAGGCGGGCUCUGCAUGCGAGGCGGCAGUGCCACAUGUGACAGAGGCGGAAGGACAUAACACACCCGAGUUGUCCUCAAGGCCCAUUCUUUAUUCAUCCAUUGAGGUCGGGGCUACUGGUGUGAUUACAACAAGAUGGGAGCUGCAGGAGGAACUGUUGUCGCUUGCAGGUGGCGGUAGUGGCUUGUGGCGCUGGUUGGGCUCGCCACGAGCCGUGUGGGAGGUUGUUUCUGGAGCGGCUACUGACGCUACUGCCCCCACCAGCAUGACAUCCGCCGUCCGCGGUGGGCGCUACGCCGGUUAUCUUCUUCCGUGGACGACAGUGGCGCACAGCCGUCAUCCGCUAAGGCUGUACGAUGAAAGCGGCCAGUCGGCCGCCGCGGCCGCCGCGUUUGACGUCGCCCUCAGUGCGCUUUUGCGGCAGGAGGGCGGAGCGGUGCUGCGGCUCGUGAGCCUUACCGAGGAGGCGGCGCUGUUCCACGACAUGGCGUCCACGCCGGAGUUGUCGCUGGGCGCUGGUGUCAGUGUUAUCCACCCCGAGGCUCUGCUGCGGCGGGCUUACGCGUUGGGAGUAGAGAAGGAUGCCCACGGCGACGGCGACGAUGACGACGACACUGAGGCUGACGGCCUCGAUUAA
Trypanosoma conorhini is the source of this 2850-nucleotide messenger RNA. RefSeq lists its product as uncharacterized. The record is from RefSeq and is a predicted model, not a curated record. Bases 1 to 2850 code for a protein of 949 amino acids. The transcript has a single exon. Lineage: Eukaryota; Euglenozoa; Kinetoplastea; Trypanosomatida; Trypanosomatidae.